AUGUCUACUCAAGGCUCCGCCCCCGCAUACCAGUUUCUCUCUCAACCGCCGCCACAGAAGAAACGUCCGGCUCCCAACCAGCCACUUCCCUCUCCUCCUCAAGGGCAGGCCCCUCUCACGACACACGACAACGUCCGCCCACGACUUACGCCUGUCCAACCUCCCCUGCGCCGGCGCUCCAACACUACCUCCGCAAUCAGCGCCUGGGCCGCCGCCGUCCAGCCCGGUUCUCCCUCGCCUUGCUCUCCUCCUGCCCGUUGCACCCCGACGCAUCGGCGCCCCUCCAUCACUCGCGGGCGCAGGUCUUCGAUCACCUCGCGCCGCGUCCCCUCUGCCUCUUUCCUGAGCCUUACACCCAGCAGCGCGCAGACGCACAGCAUCAAUCUUACCCCAGGCGGACGCAGCAUCAAGACCCCUUCGACCGCGGAAGGGUUCGACUUCCUCAUCUGCGCGGGCUAUUCCGCCGCCUUCGUCCGAAUCCCAGUCCCUCCCACACCCGUGACGCCCGCCAUCCCGUCCUCCAACAACGCCGACUUCAAGGACAUCCCCAUCCCUCCUAUCCCCUCCAGCCCAGCCAAAUCUCAGGCGAAGAGCAAAGGUAUGCGCCUCCGCUCGCUCUCCUUCUUCAAGCGCGGCCGAUCCAAGUCGGUCACGGGCGCGACCUGCGGAACCGGGUCCACCCCGCUGCUCUCGCCCGCCAAAACCGCCAAGAAGGCGUCAGGAGCGACUCAAUCCCAGCGCGCCGCAUCCAUCGCCGCGAAGAAGCGCAAGAAGUAUCCGAAGCUCCCCGCCCCUUUACCUCUCACUUUGGCGCAAGAGGCCGAGAUAGCGCAGCUGCUUGACGGCGGGUCGACGCGCGUGAACGUGCAGCGCGUCAUGCGCGACAAGGCCGUCGCGCGCGGUGCGCACGUACGGAAGGACGGGACGAUCGAAGGCGUUGCGAUGGCCGCGAAGGACGAGUACGGAGUGUGGUGGGAGGACGUGGAAGAGCGGGAGGAGUUCGCGCACUUGCUCGACGGGGCGGACGAGGACGCGAGCCCCGGCGCGCAGUGGGUUGAGUUCACAAGCCCCACCAAAGUUGCCGACCCGCGCCGCGAGAGCCCGUCGUCGUCCGGAACCACACCCUCCUCCGCCGAUUCCGAGCUCGAUCCGCAGUACCGCGUCCUCCCCGCGCCCGAGGGCUCCGUCGACGACCUGGCGCUGUUCGGCUUCGCCUCCACGGACUCCGUCACACCGUCCGAUCACGGACGGUCGGUGCUCGCCCUCCCCGCGCGCCCUCGACGCAUCGCGACGCACCUCCGUCGUCCGGCACUGCUGCAUGACGCGUUCGUCGCGCUCCCCUCUUCGCCCAAGUCCCCGCGGUCGCCCAAGUUGCCCAAGCAAGCGAAGGGCCGCGGGCGGAGACGCCCCGCGCCUCUCGCGCUCGCGCCACCGAGUCCUGCCCGCAAACGUGCCGUGAACGGCCAGGACGCGCGCCGGAUCUUUCUCGAGGACGUGUUCGAGCCCAUGCCACCUGUGCCUGCGACCGCGCCUCUGCCGGUCGUGCGCGCGCAGCAGGCGGACGCCGCGAAGGCGGCCAAGGUCGUCUCGCACAAACCGUCCGUGUGGAAGCUGCUGCGCAGAGUCAAGGCGUGAGUCGCCCAUGCAAUCCAUCAAUAUUCCCGUUAUACCAUACCGCAAGAGUUCCGAUGUAUCGAUAUUCCAUGGAUUCUUCUCCUUGUUACAUC
Messenger RNA from Punctularia strigosozonata HHB-11173 SS5, 1727 nucleotides. RefSeq lists its product as uncharacterized. The transcript has a single exon. Bases 1 to 1635 code for a protein of 544 amino acids. Lineage: Eukaryota; Fungi; Basidiomycota; Agaricomycetes; Corticiales; Punctulariaceae. The record is from RefSeq and is a predicted model, not a curated record.